CGUCGCGGCUCCGCUAUAAAACCUGGGUCGGCGGGACCGCGGCCCGCCCGGCGGCCUCCUUAGCGCGCGGUCCCCGGCUCGGCGGCGUCUCCACUCCUGCGCAGGAUGCGGCUGCUACCGGCGCUCCUGGUCCUCGCCGCCGCCCGGCCCUGGGCCCACGCAGGGUCACACUGGUGCUACCAGAAUCAAGUCAAGCCCUCCAACUACACCUGCUUGGGGCCGGACCAGUGGGGCGAUAGCUGCCAGAAUGACCGCCAGUCUCCCAUCAACAUCGUCACUGCCAAGACACUGCUGGACCCAAACCUGGGACCCUUCUCCUUCUCCGGCUACGACAAGAAGCAAAAGUGGGCCGUGCAAAACAAUGGCCACUCAGUGAUGGUGUUGCUGGGGGACGAGGCCUCGAUUGCUGGAGGAGGACUGGCCGCCCGGUACCGGGCCAAGCAGCUGCACCUACACUGGUCCAAGGUGCUGGAUUGGGGCUCGGAGCAUAGCUUCGACGGGGAUCGCUUUGCCAUGGAGAUACACAUGGUACAUGAGAAAGAAAAGGGGACAUCGAGGAACACGAACAAGAACCAGGACCCCAAAGAUGAGAUCGCAGUGCUGGCCUUCAUGGUGGAGGCCGGAUCCAAGAAUGUUAACUUCCAGCCCCUGGUGCAGGCGCUGUCUGACAUCCCCAGUCCCAAUAUGAACACCACGCUGAAAGACGACAUCAGCCUCUUUGACCUGCUCCCCAAGAAGGAGAAACUGAGGCACUACUUCCGCUACCUGGGCUCGCUCACCACACCAGGCUGCGAUGAGAAGGUGGUCUGGACCGUGUUCCAGGAGCCCAUUCAGCUCCACAAGGACCAGAUCCUGGCAUUCUCUCAGAAGCUGUAUUAUGACAACGAGAAGAAACUGAAAAUGACAGACAAUGUCAGGCCCCUGCAGCCCCGGGGGCAGCGCCAGGUUUUCAGGUCCCAGGCCCCGGGACGGCUGCUGCCCUUGCCGCUGCCCACCCUGCUGACCCUCGCGCUCACCUGCCUGACAGCAGGCUUCCUCCGAUGACGACUCAUGUUUGCACGCUUGACCUCUGGUCUCAGCCCUUAAGAGGGCUUGAGCCUCUGUUCCUCAGGCUUCCCGGGUUGGACUUUGGUGAUGAUUAAAAUAUGGACAUGUUUUUGGAGAAA
Messenger RNA from Eubalaena glacialis (North Atlantic right whale), 1166 nucleotides. It is a transcript of the gene CA4, whose product is annotated as carbonic anhydrase 4. Lineage: Eukaryota; Metazoa; Chordata; Mammalia; Artiodactyla; Balaenidae. The record is from RefSeq and is a predicted model, not a curated record. Gene Ontology annotation, cellular component: plasma membrane. The transcript is spliced from 8 exons. The coding region runs from base 106 to 1044 and encodes 312 amino acids. Gene Ontology annotation, molecular function: carbonate dehydratase activity; zinc ion binding.